AUGUCCACGUUGUCCAAUGCUGAGAAGCAGAAAUUAUUGAGAGAGAGAAGACAGGCCAAAAUGAAGGCCAAUGGAGGGGAUCGUUUGAACAAGAUCACUAGUUCCAACUCUUCUUUUGCGUCCACCUCAACACCACUCCAGAAGUCUGAAACCACCACCAACAGUAACACUGAAAAUGUCAUCCCUGAGAAAGUUGCGAAAACUGCAUCUACUGGAAAUACCAGAAGUAACAGAAUAUCAUCCAUUCUUGAUAAUCCACCUCCAUCGUUGCUAAACCUCAAGGAUGAAUUUGACUCCAAAUCACUGGCAAUCCAAGAAGAAGAUCCAGACGUGGCUGACAUUGACGAAAUAGACAUAAUAAGGAAUAAAGCAUUCAAUGCAUUGAGUGGGGCAGAUAAAAAAGGGACGAGUAGUAACUCAGCUGGCUCAUUUCCUCUACAAGGAGAUGAUAUUUUCAGCCAAAAUGAUUUCAUGAAGAGUUUCCUCGGAGGCUCCAAUCUUGGAGGGUCUCCAGGUGAUUCGACUCAGGACUUAUUUGGCAAAUUAAUGUCAAACCCAGAUAUGGCUAACAUGUUUGGCGGGGACGGCAGUAUUCCAUCAGGCGGACAAUCUACAGCUCCAUCGACUAUUGCUUAUGAUAGUUACAGAUCAAGUCAAUUUAAGGCAUGGUACCUUGUUUUUAGAAUGUUAUCGCUCAUGGCCAUAUCAAUAUAUUCUUUCUUCACCUUGCAAAUUCGGUUUUAUUUCGUUGAAUCCUCUACCAAUGAUCGUUAUUUCCUUGAUGAUACCAAUACCUUCAAGAAGCUUUUCAUUGCAAUGGAAACGGUCUCUCUUUGCUACUUCAUCCAAUAUUUGAAUAGUAUUGACUAUCAGUUUCAAUAUGAUUCGAUCAUUCCACAAUUUGUGAUUUCAACUGGCCAAAUGUUCCUACCUCUGAAACUUAUUAGUACUGCAAAUGCUGCCAACAAGUACUAUCAGGUUUUUAAAUUUUUCAGUACCGAUGUUGCUAUUGUUGUACUCGCAUUGACUUUGCUUUCUCUUAUUUUCUAA
Molecule: messenger RNA, 1050 nt
Organism: Saccharomycopsis crataegensis
Lineage: Eukaryota; Fungi; Ascomycota; Saccharomycetes; Ascoideales; Saccharomycopsidaceae
Gene: GET2
Product: GET complex subunit GET2
Exons: 1
Coding region: 1-1050 (349 amino acids)
Biological process (GO): retrograde vesicle-mediated transport, Golgi to endoplasmic reticulum
Source: RefSeq, a predicted model, not a curated record